AGUGGCUUUUUUAGAAGGAAAUAAGGAUUAUUUGAUACUUUUGGCCAAGUCAAAAACUUUGAAGAAAUCAUCAUGUGCUGCGGACCCUGUGGACCUCGCUGCUGCGAUCCUUGUGGCGGCUGCUAUAACUGCUGCGUGGAACUCUGCUGUGUGCCCUGUACUCCAGCUUACAUUCAGUGCACCUUUAUGCCCUGCGGUCCUCGGGGUUGUUGCUAGUGCAUUAUUGGCCAAA
Molecule: messenger RNA, 232 nt
Organism: Drosophila takahashii
Lineage: Eukaryota; Metazoa; Arthropoda; Insecta; Diptera; Drosophilidae
Product: male-specific sperm protein Mst84Dc
Source: RefSeq, a predicted model, not a curated record